This is a messenger RNA of Anopheles marshallii, 1065 nucleotides long. RefSeq names its product corticotropin-releasing factor-binding protein. The coding region runs from base 1 to 1065 and encodes 354 amino acids. The transcript is spliced from 5 exons. Gene Ontology annotation, biological process: hormone-mediated signaling pathway; negative regulation of corticotropin-releasing hormone receptor activity; negative regulation of corticotropin secretion. The record is from RefSeq and is a predicted model, not a curated record. Lineage: Eukaryota; Metazoa; Arthropoda; Insecta; Diptera; Culicidae. Gene Ontology annotation, molecular function: corticotropin-releasing hormone binding.
AUGGCGAUGCGGGGUGUUAUGAUGUUGUUUUUUCAGGUGCUGAUCCUCUGCUUCCAGGCGAAGGCUUGGCACGCAGUUAGACGAUCGUUUGAGCUCGAGGAAACGGCACCGCAGGAAAAGAUACAUCUCAUCACGGACUGCAUGCACGUUACGUCGGAGGAGGGCGAAUUUUCGUACGUCAAGCUGCCUCCGGUACGAUCGACGUCAAAGCAUGGCGCCCACUGGAUGGCAUCGGCCGGGGAGGUGGAACUCGCGUCCGCGGAGGGCGCAGCUGCCAGCCAGCUGUCCGACCAGGAGAUCGAACUGGGCGCCCCGGCUGUUUGCGGCGUAUACUUCGUUGCCGAUCCGGACCAAACCAUCGAGGUCACGAUGAAGCAGGUGAAUGUGGAGUGCCGUACCGGUGGUUUGAUGGCAUUCGUCGACGGCUGGGAGCUGAAUGGGCAAUAUUUCCCCGGUGAGCGCGACCACGAAAAACCGCUCGAACAGCGCGUGCAGGAGUUCUGCGCCGAGCAGACCGGUGGCCCGUGGCCCGUCAAGGGUGGUGCGGCCGCCUCGCAUGCGUGGGUGUUCCGAUCGAGCCAGAACGCGGCCCUGGUGCAAUAUCGCAUACCGGAGCGUGGUUCGUUCGUACUGACGGCACGAUUCCAUUACAACCCAAAACCUUGCAAUAUUAUGGCGGAAGGUUUGGCACCGUACUAUAUGUUGCGUAACUACGGACAGCGAAGAAAUUGCACACUGACUGCACUGUUUCCAGCCGUCGUCUCCGUCAUCGCCCUGGAAGUGGGAGAAACCAACGAGAGUGUCCGUUACUGUGAACGCGUCCGGGCGGAGGAUAAGCUUGAGAUCGGUGGUUCGGUUGGUCUGGACCCUACCCGUCAGCUGGCACGUGCGAGCACUAUCUGUGGCCGUAGCCGUGGCCGGAUGGACCUGGACCAGACGAUCCUGUGCGGUACCACCUCGGUCCGGUUGAUCUCGAGCGGACGGUACAACAAUCAGGCAAUGGUGACGAUGCGCAUGGCCGAUGAAUCAGACCUCCGGUUGGCGGCGGUGAUCUGCGAGAUGUAA